Molecule: messenger RNA, 9097 nt
Organism: Anopheles funestus (African malaria mosquito)
Lineage: Eukaryota; Metazoa; Arthropoda; Insecta; Diptera; Culicidae
Gene: larp
Product: la-related protein 1
Exons: 8
Coding region: 1390-7242 (1950 amino acids)
Biological process (GO): mRNA stabilization; positive regulation of translation
Cellular component (GO): cytosol; cytoplasmic stress granule
Molecular function (GO): RNA cap binding
Source: RefSeq, a predicted model, not a curated record
ACGAAACGUUUCGGAACGGGACGGAACUUCUGGGCCAUCGUACAUCCCCAUUCUAGCGAGCGGUGUCUGCCAGCGAAGAGUAUGGCACAUGCGGUGCACUUUCGGUAGUGAGACCACGGUACUGAAUCUAGCAAGGACAUAGCGUGAGACACACACAUGCGUGUGUUUGUGUGCAUGUGAAUGUGCAGCUGUAUGGUGACGUUGGUGUGUUCUGAGAAGAUCAUUUUAAGCUGUAGUUCGAUUCCCACUACAGCUACGAGCACAUGAUAGGGAGAAAGUAUCUUUCUGAUAGAACUACCGUACUUGGACAGCACUGGAGCAGGUGCCGAAACGUGUAUGCUAACGCGUGGCGGUAGUGUUUCGAACUUUGCCUUCGCAAGCCUACGUCGGGUGUCCCUGUGGUGUGUAGCAAUCGCUUCGCCGUAUCGCAUAUUCCGGAACUACGCACACACACGUGCGCGCGGAUAAGCAGGUGGCGCCGUACCGGUAGAGAGAAGAGAGGACGUCACAGCUUCGGAAAAUUGGACGGUGAAGGAAAAAAACCAAGCCUGGCACUAGUCAAAGCCCCCAGUCAUCCCUCACGAGGGUUGCGCGGUUAGUCUAGACGGUGGUCGCAAGAUUGACUCUGUAUGGUAGCAUAUAUUAUGUCAUCAGGUUACACAGCCAAUACAGGCAGUAUUCUCUUCGCUCGGUACACGGUGUUAAAUAUAUAUCUAUACUGAUUUGGCCAUUUGGUGAAUGUUGUGCGUACGGUACGGUGCGGUGCAUUCCGAGUGUUUCUGGUGUUGCUGUAGUGGCCAAACAUCAAAUAACGAGUGGUCGGACGAACGUCGCAUACACACGUUUGAAGCCAUUUUUGAUUUCAUCAGUUUUCGACUCUCCUUCUCCCCGGUAUGAAGGAUGCAUGUUGAUUUUGUGCUCCCGAAAUAAAGUAAAAAAUGUGUGCUUUCGAAUUUUGAUAUACGUGUGUAUGGUGUUGCCACACGGUGUUUUACACGAGUGACGGCGCAGAAGAAGACGAAGGCGUCGAAGUUGACCGGCGAGAUCAUUUUCUUUGUGAACAUUUUGUUGUUUAAUAUUUUGGUUGUGACCUAGUGGAGAGUGGUGUAUACAGUGAAAAGUGUUACGGAAGGAAGCUGAGCUUUCGGGGCAAGAUCAUACCAGUGCGGUUUAUUGUGGGGUUUUUGGGGGCAAUUGCGAUCGAGUUCAGUGUAGUGUUGUGUCAUUGCUUUAUUUUUACUUGUUUACAAAGUGCUUGUGUGCUGAAAUUCGAGAUACAGAUAGCAUAGUCUACCGAAUAUCAUACACCUAUCAGAAGUCUACGUUACGCCCCUGCCAGAAAAGCCAUUCCGCCGAUCGGAACUUAUCGUCGUAGCAGCGUGCAAAAGAAUGGCUUCUACACAGGUAUCACAUGGAUCCAGUGUUAGUAGCAAUACGGCAAACAAUAACAAUAACAAUAACAACAACAACAACAACUCCAGCUCUUCAUACGCCAACGUGUUGUUGAAUUUGAAGGAACAGGGCAAAGAUUCAUCGAACCAGACUGACAAUAACAAGGAAAACAUUGCCAGCGAGCGAGCAAGUGGCACCCAGAACAGCGGCAAAGGCAAACCAAUAGUUGGCCCAACGCCAGUAAGGGAAGCUAUGAUGCCUGGAUCAACGACGUCCACCACCGCCACAAGUACUUCAUCGACUGGCUCUCCGGCCACUUCCUUGGUGGAUGGGGCAAAAGAUGCGCUCAACAAUGAGCUUGACUCGAAAAGUGCACUCGAGGAUAUGGAAGACGAUGCCAACUUUGUACCAGUCGUGUCGCAUCACAAGCGUGACCGUAAGGCUAAGGCAGCAGCAGCUGCUGCGGCUGCGGCCGCCGCUGCCGCUGCUGCUGCUGCUUCCGUUGCAAGCAUACCGGGCUCUAGUUCGAAAUCGGCCGGAGAAAAAACAUCAGGAGCUGGAGCUGCAAGAGGGUCUGGUAGGCGCUCUGCGGCUCCAGGGACGCAAAUGCACGGCAAGCAAGCGAAGGUCACAAACGAGCGUGGACCAGAUGAAAGGGGCUCGUACCGGAAAGACUUCGGAAAGAGAAAAUCAAGCGAUCGCAGCCGUAACCAUGCCAACAGCACUGUCAGCGGUGAAGCGGUGAAGGAUGAAAAGGUACAUGAGUCGCCGUUGGAAGGUGGUGCUGGCAGUGCCACUGGUGGUACCGGUGCUGGAACUGCUAACAAACAGCAACAACAAACCAUUGCUACCGGUGGUGCUGCAUCGUCCGGCACACCGGGCACACCAACGGACGAGGAAGAUCGUGGCAAAGAAGAUGGAAAGAAAUAUGUUGAGGCGCCGCUUCCAAAGGUGAACGCAUGGAAGGUCACUCCGUCCGUCGAACCGGCACCGAUUCCACCGAAUGAAACACGUGUGCAGAGCAAAUCAAAUGCAAACACAGUGCGUGGAGCGUCCACAGCAGCUAGCUCGAUAGUUACAGCAACAACUGCCACCAUGAGCACAACUAGCACCGCCACAGCUGCAGAAAAAUCGGAGGUUUUCAGUGUAGCCGGAUCCAACGAAAAACGCGUUGCACAGACCAAACAGCCAACCAAAGCCCAAGGAAAUGGCAACAACAAAGCAACAUCCAAUGACCCAAACGGCAGCAAAUCGUCAAUAGCGACCGGUGGAAAGUCUGAUAAAAAACGCAAUAACGCGAAGGCUGCAGACUUCACUGCAAACAGUGGCGAUUGGCCUACAUUAGGCGAGAAAAAGGUAUCAACUGCCGACGGUUCCAAGAAAGCCGGAUCUGGCGAAACGGUGGUAGAAAAACAAAACGCUGGCUCGAAGGUACCGGGUACGGUGUCAUCAGCCAUCACUGGUGGCGGUGUGCAGCAUAAAUCAACCGACACGCCGAGUGUCCCUUCAACCCAAUCGCCGAAAAAGCAACAGUCCUUAGAUAUUACCGCUUCUGAAAGUGUUACAAGCACAGCAAAGAGCUCCUCGACGAACAGCAGCAACGUCGUUAAAGAUAAUACUACCAAAACUGCAGACCAGAUCCCGUCUCGUUCCACUGCCAAGUCUCAGAAUCAGACCGCUUCGAAAUCGUCGGGUGAACCGGAUUCAAAUGCUGCCGCGAGUAAGAAAGUGGUAGCCAGCGGUGGUGGUGAUGCUACCCAAGUGCAACCAUCAACGUCAAAUUCAGUCACAAAGACACCAAAUGAUGUUGCUGGUACGACUGAUCUAGAGCAGGUGUCGACCAACUCGCAAAGUCGGCCCCAUAGCCGUGCCCGAGGAACUGCAACUGAAUCGGAAGCGAAUGGAACGACUGCAACUACCACCAACAACAACAACAAUACCCGUAAAGGACCGAAACCGAAAUGGGUACCGUUAGAGAUUGAGCUGCCAAAAACGAGAGAAAGACGUGCUCGUACACCGCGACAUAGAAGGUAUGACGACUACGAUGAAGGAAGUUGGCACCAGCAGGAUUCCUCCGGCGCUCAACAUCAGCAGACACAAUCGCAACACACUCAGCAACAACAACAACAACAGCAGCAGCAGCAACAGCAACAACAGCAACAACCGCAACAACAACAAUCACAACAACAGCAACCACAUCAACAACAUCAGCAGCAACACCGAGGCAACGCUGUCUCGGGCCGUAUAAACCGGGGGCGAAGUACACGCGGUGGUGGCCCUCCUGCCUAUCGCGGAGGGCGAGGAAGCGGACGCAUAUCGACCGGGCGGGGUGGUAUCAAUUUCGGUUACCGGCGUGGCGGUGCUCCCAUACGCACGGGAGGAAACAGUCGCCAUAUGAAUGAUAGAAACGUUUCAGCAACAGCGGCGGCUGGUGCCAGUGCGGAAAAUGGUGUUGGUGUGAUACCAACCGGUACUGGAGCACAGGAUUUCCAAGACUUUGCUGCGAUGAACAACAAAAUCGGUACUGACCAAGCGGCGUUCAUCAUGCCUUACCUGAGCACGUUCUAUUACAAUGGUGCACCACUGAUAGGAAUGGACCAGCUGAGCAUUAAGGAGUGUAUUAAAAAGCAAAUUGAAUAUUAUUUCAGCGAGGAAAAUUUAAAUCGUGACUUUUACCUGCGACGAAAAAUGGACCCGGAAGGAUUCCUUCCGGUCACAUUAAUUGCGUCGUUCCAUCGAGUACAAGCACUAACCGAUGAUAUUGAUAUGAUAAUUGAAGCAAUCAAGGAAUCCGACAAGCUAGAACUGAUCGAAGAUUACAAGGUACGCACGCAGGUGAAUCCUACAAUGUGGCCGAUCGAUCAUUCGGUAGCGAUUGUCAAUGGUGCGAUGAGUUUCGGUGCUGCCUUGAGCGAGCAUCAGCAGCACCACCAAACAGUGCAAACUGGAAUGAUACUGGGAGAGCAAAAGUCGUCUGAAGAGAAAACCGCUGCACCGGAACAGCAACAGGCGUCAGUCGCCGUUGCACCGACAUCGGUUUCCGUCGCUGGCGAUAGUGCCGAUGUCGUCGCUGCCGUGCCACAACUGCAGGUGGCUUCUAAAAUUCUUUCUAGUAUUCCGCCACCUCCGUUACCUAGAAAUAUUCGCAAUCCGGUGAGUAAAGCAAGCAAAACCGUACCACUGUUGAUACCGUCGGUGAACGUAGCGCCGAUGGUAAAACCUUGCUCCGUUAAGGAAGUUGUCUCGAAAGCGACGAAGACAACAGCCAGCUUGACUAAUCCACCGAAGCCAGUGCCGUCUGGGGAAAGUGGGAAAAUUGCGGAGGAAAACUUAAAUCCCGACGUGCCGGAGUUCAUUCCGGGCGCGCUAGCAGUGGAUAAAUCGCAGCGUAGUAAAGCAAUUGAGAAAAAGCAACCUAAUCCACCUACCAACAGUGGUGGAAAGAAGGGUACCGGCAAUGGAGUAGCAUCGGGCCCGAUUAGUGGUGCGGCCGAGGAUAAAGAUGAUAAAAAUGUUGUUGCAACCGAUGGCAAAGCCGCAGUAACAUCGCAAACCGAGGAAGAAAACAGCGAACUGCAGCAACAACAGCCAGAGGCCACCCUGUGGAAGGAGGUAAAGAGAAGAUCUCGAUCGAGUCAAUCUCACACAUCGACUCAGCAGCAACCACAAAAACAAUCGGCGCCGACAAAAAACAGUAGCGCUACCAGCAGUGUUAGUGGGCCUUUGGCAAAUGACGCUGCUGGUAGCAAAAGGGCUGGAUCGGUGGAACAGCUAACGAAACAAUCGUCGCCGCAAAUUAUGCCUCACGAGGGUAACACAACGCAACCGCUAACACAGGACAGUGCAAGCAGUGACGCGCCGAACGCGCUAGCACCGACAGUGGCAAGAGCAUCCGCCACGGAAGAACGGGAGGAGCUAGAUUUUCAGUUUGACGAAGAGUUGGAUAUUCCCCGAAGCUGCGGUGGUCGUGUGAAUCAUUUCACCGACAAUUGGUCGGAGGAUGACGAUGAGUCGGAUUACGAAAUACCCGACAACGAGAUAAAUAAGCUGCUGAUCGUAACGCAGGUUACCCAUCGAUUACCGAAGCACGAUGGCUACGACCGUACGGGGGACUUUACGACCCGUACGAAAAUCACGCAGGAUCUGGAGCGUAUCAUUAACGAUGGGUUGUACAACUACGAGGAGGAUCUGCUGACGAAUAAAAGCGAUGGACGACGCACCGGGGGCUACCAUAGUUAUCGGACGGUAAAUCUGAUCACGCAGGAGGAAUACGACAAGAUAGUAACGAAGCCACCGAAGAUGGCAAGCCCGGAAACACCGGCUCCAUCUGUUCCGGUAGCACCGAGCGUGACCGUUGUAUCACCUCCCCCUCCAACGCCAUCAGCCGCCGAGCUGCUGGAUGAGUCCGGCAUGCUGGACGACCAUUCACUGCUUGACGUAAGCGGACUUAAUGUGAGCAACGCUUCAACGGCAACCGGCAACCGUCACAAGGCACGGUUCUAUGCCGUCAAUAAGGAUGAGUUUGUCGAUCCAAUUACACCGCGCAAGCGUAAAACGCGUCAUCUCACUAACCCUCCCGUGGAAAGUCACGUUGGUUGGGUGCUGGAUGCGGUUGAGCAUCGGCCACGCACAACCAGCAUUGGCAGCUCGGCCGGUACAAGCCCCACGGCGUCUAGCUAUGGUUCACUGCCACACAGUUUACCAGUCUUUCAGCAUCCGUCCCAUGCGCUGCUGAAGGAAAAUGGUUUCACACAACAGGUGUACCACAAGUACCACAGCCGAUGUUUAAAGGAGCGCAAACGAAUGGGUCCUGGUCAGUCGCAGGAGAUGAAUACACUGUUCCGGUUCUGGUCGUUCUUCUUGCGUGAGAACUUCAAUAAGAACAUGUAUAACGAGUUCCGGCAGCUAGCCAUUGAGGAUGCGGCCGAAAGUUUCCGGUACGGACUAGAGUGUUUGUUUAGAUUUUAUUCGUACGGUUUGGAGAAGAAAUUCCGAACGCAACUGUACGAAGAUUUCCAGCAGGAAACAGUAUCGGACUAUGAGAAUGGUCAGUUGUAUGGACUGGAGAAAUUUUGGGCCUUCCAGAAGUACUACAAAAACGCUUCCAAGCUCUCGAUAAAUCCUAAACUAAAGGAAUAUCUGGACAAAUUCAAGUCGAUUGAAGAUUUCCGUGUGCUGGAACCGCAGAUUAAUGAAAUGCUUGAAGGUGUUGGUAAUUUGAAACCAUGUCAAGCGAAACGUCGCCCGAGAAGCGUAUCGGAAAGCGAAGGUGUAGCGGUCGUGGUGGGUUCAGCACCGGGACCUUCACACGCUGUUAGUCACCCGUACCAGGCCGGUGGUAGUCGUCGUGGUGGUGGUGGUAGUGGUGGUGGUGGUAGCGGCAGCGGAGCGGGUUCAUCGAGUCACAGCAAUACUGGUCACUACGCAAGCCGUAAUCGAUGCGAUUCCACAGGAAAUAAAACGGUAGAGGUGUCGAACAGACUUCGCACCCGUGCCGGUUCCUUCGGUGAUUCAACGCAGGUCAUGCGUCGCAGGAGUGGUUCGGCUGGCAAUCGUGUAGUUCGUACGUUUAACAACCCAGGUAGCAGCCAUCGUUCUCUUGCCUUUCUCACCCGUAGUUCGAUGCAACCUUCCACGUCAGGUGGGGCAGGUAGCAACAGCAACGUCAGUAAACAUCAGCAGCAACAACCACCGUAUGCUGCCGGUGCCAACAAAAUGAAACCGUAUAAAUCAGUUCAAAGCAAUUACAACGCGAACAGUGGUAGUAGUGGUGACAAUACUGCAGGACCGUCGGCAGAAUCCGCAAGCAGCAGUAAUAGUAGAUCUAAUGACAGCAAUAUUCAUAACUAAAGCUGAGCAAAGGAAUUAAUCGGGGAUAACAAUCUUAAGUCGAUCGAGAAAGUCAUGUUGUGCAUGGUGACUGUUUCUCAUACAUCUGUGCGACGAAAGCUCGUGCAGUAUGCGCUAAUGGGAACGGAAUCGUACCACAAUAAGGGAAGAGUUGCGGAUUUGCUUUCUCUUCCUUACUGCCACAAACUGUUCAGUUUGCAUGGGGGAAUGUUUCAUUUCCUUUUUUGUGCUUUCUUAAAGCAAUCUUCAAAUGAGUUUGCAACACUUACGGCGAGUUCAAACUGUAAUGGUCAUUCUUUAGUUUCUGUCCCAGCCUACCAUUUACCAUUUUGCGAUUUAAAUGGUGAAUUGAUGAAUGUUCCUAAAAAAUCUAAUAACAAACUUUAAAGAGAGAAAGUUAAAUGAAAGCAAACGGUGGUUGCAAGAAUGUGAGCAAUUCGAUAUUUUGCCACAUAUCAAAACGAGCAACCACAAACGAAACUACAUAAGCAUCUGUUGGAAGUCAGCAUCUAGGUGUAAAGUACUUUAUGUUCGCAGUGUAGCUUGCAUUCUGCGUAAAAGUUGGUCUUAAUGGACGCGAUGUAGCAAAUCUUCGUACAGUAGAAAACACGUAGCGGUCAGCAGGACCCCAUACAGUACGAAGAAUAGUAGAUUCGGGCAUCUGGGUGGCUACAGACGCUUGUAUUAUAUUAUGCAUUACACUGGAGUAAAUGCACUUUUCAAUCAGUGUUUCUGCACUAAACUAACCGUGGCAAGCAGCUGCAAAGGAGGGCGCUUUAAUCCGAACACUAUUACCAGUUUAAGAGUAUUGGUAAUCUGUACAGUUGGUCGUCAUCCUUAUUUGUUUAUGCGUUUUGUGUAUUUUCAAGUACGCUGCUAUCGUGUAUGCAUCGUGCGUUAGAAAAAAGGGGAAAAAUUAAGUAAAAUUUCAAAACAUUAAUCUAUCCGGCAAAAAAAGACGUGUUCCGCAAUGCGACUUUCCAACGCAACAAACUGUGGUAAAAAGUUUGUUCUGCCUUCAUGGAACGGACACUUUCUUGCGGAUCGAUUAGUUUGCGAUAGUGUUGGGAAACGUCCGAAAAGCUGUUGCGCUAGAUGUUGAUGAGUCUUUAACCGCGCAUAAUCCGCUUUAUUAAUUCGUGUAAGAAUGAAAUGUCGAUUUCCGUACAUAAUUGUUACUGGAGGUGUAAAACUGGUUUUGUUUUUUUGCUGAGUGAACUAACAGAGCGUACUAAUGCAACUAGUGUGAAAAUAUCACCUUUUCGUAUCGGUUUACGAUGGUAUAUCAAUUUUGCUAUGUUUUUCUACCCUUCGUUCACACCGUUGUGCCCCAUGCUUAACCUACGUAUUCGAUUGAACAUUUGUGUUAAGCACUGUUGCGUACGAUACGACUAGUUUUCUACUACUGAUGUAAUGUGGUGUUUUUCAAUCGGACCUAUGUGUUUGAACAUUCAAACGUCCCAAUUCUUUAAUUUACAUUUAAUUCGUUUUUUUUGUUGGGAUUAUUGAAUUUAAUAUUCGAUGAACGAAGUUACUAGAAGUGUAAGUGGAAUGACUAAGAGAUAAAGAAAUACACACACACACAUCUUCUUAGUAAGUAGGCGCAAAGUAAAAUAGGAAAACAUAAAGAAAGAAAAAAAACAAAAAAAAACUAAAUAAAGAUGAUGAUGGAAAGUGAAAUAAAAAAAAAAGUCGAAAACUCGUUGCUAGCUACAAAUAGAUUCGGAUUAUAAACGGUAAAACAAAAAUUGCUGAACCGCAAUUAAUUAAAUUUAUAAAUAUAUAUAUAAACCAAUAACUGUAAAUAUUAUACUUUAUAUCAGUCAGUUUACAUAAAAAAUAAUUUGUAAGAUGA